Acaulospora morrowiae is the source of this 956-nucleotide messenger RNA. The record is from the annotation of a GenBank genome assembly. NCBI's taxonomy places the organism in Eukaryota, Fungi, Glomeromycota, Glomeromycetes, Diversisporales, Acaulosporaceae.
AAAUUGAAAGGGGAGAUUCAAAUAUUGUGGAAUGCGCAGAGUUGGGAACAUCAGAAAGAAAGGCUGUAUUGAAAAACCAGAAAACAGAUGCUGAAUCGCAACUAGACGAAAUAUUUUUGAAAGACUUUAAACGUGAGAUAAAGUUGCUUAAAGUUUUGCAUCAUCCAAGCCUUAAUAAAUUUUACGAUCCAACAAGGCAAACAUAUAUGCUUGUAUCGCAAUAUGCAAAUGAAAGAAAUCUUUGUGAAUAUUUAACGAUUCAUAGGGAUUCACUUAAAUGGGAGGAUAAACGACAAAUAUCUUUAGACAUUGCGAGAGGGAUAUGCUACUUACAUUCAAAAAACAUUAUCCAUGGAAACCUGCAUUUUAAUAACAUUUUAGUGCACAAUAGCAGAAUGAUGAUAGCAGAUUUCGAUCUUUCAAAAUUUUUAGAUAAAAGCAUGAUGUCAAAUAAUUCGUUUGUUAAAGGAAUAUCGGGAUAUUUUGAUCCCCGGUGUGUUCCUACACUUGGAUCUAAAAGAAACAAAAAAUCCGACAUCCUUAGCUAUGGAGUCGUUUUAUGGGAGAUUUCGCAUUUUCAACAUCCAAUUUCACCACUUAAUCUGAUUGAAGGAAAUCAUAAAAAACUCAUCGAAUUGCAUGAAAUAUGCCAGAAUAUAACUCCAGAUGAAAGACCGAAUAUAGAAGACAUAAUUUCUAUUUUGGCAGACUCUUACAUUUUAAAAGACUACAGUGACAAUAACAAAAAAUCAUUAAGCCAAUGUUAUUAUAGUACUUAUUCCUAUCCAAGAGAUUUAAUAUUAACAACGCAGGAAAGCUAUACAGCAUUAGACACUAGACAAGAGGACAUACAAUUUAGAAAAAGUAUAUCUGCAGCAACGGCUCUUCAAAACUUGCGAAUAGUAUUUGAUGGUAUUACCGUUUUGGGGCAAAUAAAUCGUAUUGAGGGAUUUUGA